CGCCACACAAAGGCAGCGGCUCCGCGCAACGCACCGCUCCGCGCAACGCACCGCUCCGCUCCGCAGUUCAAUGCAGAGCGAAGCCGGCAGCUUCGCGGCGGCGGACGCAUGAAAGGCAGGAUGCAGGUCCGGGGCCUCCUCCUCCUCCUGGCGCUGAUCCUGCUGGCCGCCACCGCUGAGGCUGGCAAGAACAAGAAAGAGAAGGGGAAGAAGGAUGGCUCUGAGUGCGAGGACUGGCGCUGGGGACCUUGCGUCCCCAACAGCAAGGACUGUGGCCUGGGGUACCGCGAGGGAACUUGCAAAGACGAGAGUAAGAAGCUCAAGUGCAAGAUCCCCUGCAACUGGAAGAAGAAGUUUGGAGCCGACUGCAAGUACAAAUUUGAGAGCUGGGGGGGUUGUAGCGCUCAGACGGGCGUGAAGACUCGCUCCGGCAUCCUGAAGAAAGCCCUGUACAAUGCCCAGUGUGAGGAGAUCGUCUAUGUGACCAAGCCCUGCUCUUCCAAGAUCAAGUCGAAGUCCAAAGCAAAGAAGGGCAAGGGGAAGGACUAGAGCGGGAAGCCAGCAUCCACAUCGGCCCCUCGACAUGGUGCCCACGGGGCUGGAAGCCCAGCUGCAGCCGGCCCACACUCCAGUCUUCCUCCUCCUCUCCUUCUUCCUUUCCACAACCUCUUCUUUCACUGAGAUGCCUUGUUUUAAUCGCUAGUGUUGUAGAGAGCAAACCCAUCUGCCACACAGGAGGGGCUGCUGCCCGCCCUACUGCCGCUGCCAGUGCGUCCUGCUCGCCUCCUCUUGGCUGGGGAUGAGCCUGGGGAGCAGGGAUGGGAAUGCACAUAUUUCCACCCUCCGGCACAAAUGAGAUGCCUUUGGCACAUUCUUUGGCAAGCCUGGGAGCCUCCCUGCUCCUCCACCAGGCAUCGGUGCUGGAGGGAAGGGCUGGGUGUUGAACGCCCAAGUAACCCCUGUUACUCACAUGCCCCUUGCCCAUGUGAGGACUGCUCUUAACUCAGGGGGCUUCUUCCAGCAUCCGUUUGGCCAGGGCAGGAGUUUCCUGCAGCAGCUGGGGAAAACAAAGCCACCGUCCCCAGGAACCACUACGUUCCUUCUCCUCCAUCACUUCUAACCGUGUGUCCAUGCCGGGGCUGCAGCCCCUCUGCCUUCACUGCAGCAACACUGGUGGUGGGUGGGAGCUCUCACUUCUUUUGGAAAAUGGGGUUUGUUUUC
Chroicocephalus ridibundus (black-headed gull) is the source of this 1221-nucleotide messenger RNA. It is a transcript of the gene MDK, whose product is annotated as midkine. Lineage: Eukaryota; Metazoa; Chordata; Aves; Charadriiformes; Laridae. The transcript is spliced from 6 exons. The record is from RefSeq and is a predicted model, not a curated record. The coding region runs from base 109 to 549 and encodes 146 amino acids. Gene Ontology annotation, molecular function: growth factor activity.